AUGAAGAUACUGGCUCUGGGAUUUUGCACACUGGCUCUGCUGAUAUUAGCACAGACUUCUGUUGCUGUCACAACACCUGGAGCAACGACUACAUCUACUUCUCCAAACACCACUACAACUGCGACACCAACCACUACAACAAGUGAUGCAGCAACCACGACUACAACAAGUGAUGCAGCAACCACGACGACAACUGCGGCACCAAACACUACAACAACUGCUGCCCCAAACACCACUACAACUGUGACACCAAACACUACAACAAGUGAUGCAGCAACCACAACGACAACUGCAACACCAACCACUACAACAAGUGAUGCAGCAACCACCACUACAACUGCGACACCAAACACUACAACAAGUGAUGCAGCAACCACGACGACAACUGCGACACCAAACACUACAACAAGUGAUGCAGCAACCACGACGACAACUGCGCCACCAAACACUACAACAACUGCUGCCCCAACCACCACUACAACUGUGACACCAAACACUACAACAACUGAUGCAGCAACCACCACCACAACUGUGACACCAAACACUACAACAACUGAUGCAGCAACCACGACGACAACUGCGACACCAAACACUACAACAACUGCUGCCCCAACCACCACUACAACUGCGGCACCAAACACUACAACAACUGAUGCAGCAACCACCACGACAACUGCGGCACCAAACACUACAACAACUGCUGCCCCAACCACCACUACAACUGUGACACCAAACACUACAACAACUGCUGCCCCAACCACCACUACAACUGUGACACCAAACACUACAACAAGUGAUGCAGCAACUACCACGACAACUGCGACAUCAAACACUACAACAAGUGAUGCAGCAACCACGACGACAACUGCAGCACCAAACACUACAACAACUGCUGCCCCAAUCACCACUACAACUGUGACACCAAACACUACAACAACUGAUGCAGCAACCACCACGACAACUGCGACACCAAACACUACAACAACUGCUGCCCCAACCACCACUACAACUGUGACACCAAACACUACAACAACUGAUGCAGCAACUACCACGACAACUGUGACACCAAACACUACAAGUGAUGCAGCAACCACGACGACAACUGCGGCACCAAACACUACAACAACUGCUUCCCCAACCACCACUACAACUGUGACACCAAACACUACAACAACUGAUGCAGCAACCACCACUACAACUGUGACACCAAACACUACAACAACUGAUGCAGCAACCACCACGACAACUGCGGCACCAAACACUACAACAACUGCUGCCCCAACCACCACUACAACUGUGACACCAAACACUACAACAACUGAUGCAGCAACUACCACGACAACUGUGACACCAAACACUACAAGUGAUGCAGCAACCACGACGACAACUGCGGCACCAAACACUACAACAACUGCUUCCCCAACCACCACUACAACUGUGACACCAAACACUACAACGACUGAUGUAGCAACUACGACGACAACUGCGACACCAAACACUACAACAACUACUGCAGCAACCACGACGACAACUGUGAAACCGACCACAGCGACAACUGUUGCGCCAACCACUACAGCUGCGACACCAAUCACUAUAACAACUGCUGCACCAACAACCACUACAACUGCAACACCAACCACUACAACAACUCUUUCCCCAACCACCACUACAACUGUGACACCAACCACUACAAGAACAACGUCAAUCACUGAAGCCACCACAACGCCAAAUGGAGGCUCAAGAGUCAAAGCUUCUCUGCUGUUUUCUUUAGUGCCACUGUUGCUCUACAAGCUUUAUUCCUGAGCAGUAAAUAGCAAAACUCACUUUAAAAAAAAGUCUGUGUUCUUCUGUGAGUUCUUGAGUCGAAUGAAUGCAGUUGUGCUCCGCUGAGGGGACUGAUGGAGUAGGAUAAGUAUUGAACUUUUUAAGUGUGUUAAACAUUUGCUGGUUGUUCUUCAGUAAUGUAUUGAUAAACUUAAGGUAUUUGUUAAAUCGUCACGUUAAAAGAAACAUGGUAUGUAAUGGAUCUGAACUCUGUGUGGUAUCAGGAAUAAUUGAAAGAGUAGGAGAGAUUUAAGUUAGCCAGAGUUAGCUAAGAUUAACAUAUACAUUUUUGAACUUUGAUUGUUAUACUAUUUCUAUAAACAUUAUAUAUUUGGACAUAUAACAUUAACGAAAAAGAGAAAUGAUAUUCUAAAAUAAUUCAAUAUUAAAUUACUAAAAGAAAGGGUGCCAUUAUUUUCUGUUU
This is a messenger RNA of Seriola aureovittata, 2248 nucleotides long. RefSeq names its product mucin-5AC-like. The transcript is spliced from 2 exons. The coding region runs from base 1 to 1803 and encodes 600 amino acids. NCBI's taxonomy places the organism in Eukaryota, Metazoa, Chordata, Actinopteri, Carangiformes, Carangidae. The record is from RefSeq and is a predicted model, not a curated record.